This is a messenger RNA of Manis javanica (Malayan pangolin), 8033 nucleotides long. RefSeq names its product notch receptor 3 (gene NOTCH3). Gene Ontology annotation, cellular component: plasma membrane; cell surface; signaling receptor complex. Gene Ontology annotation, molecular function: protein binding; signaling receptor activity; calcium ion binding. Gene Ontology annotation, biological process: regulation of developmental process; Notch signaling pathway; cell differentiation. The record is from RefSeq and is a predicted model, not a curated record. Lineage: Eukaryota; Metazoa; Chordata; Mammalia; Pholidota; Manidae.
GGCGCAGAGACGGGCCCGGGACGCGCCGGAGCCCUGGGAAGGAGGGAGGACGGGGAGGGAGGGUCGCGGCCGGCAGCCAUGGGGCCGGAGGCCCAGGGGCCCCGCCGCCGCCCGAUGUCGCCGCCACCGCCACUGCCGCCCGUGCGGGCACUGCCCUUAUUGCUGCUGCUAGCGGGGCCGGGGGCUGCAGCAACCCCUUGCCUGGAUGGACGCCCAUGUGCCAAUGGAGGUCGCUGCACCCAGCUGCCCUCCCGGGAAGCUGCCUGCCUGUGCCCACCAGGCUGGGUAGGCGCAUGGUGCCAGCUGGAAGACCCCUGCCAUUCGGGCCCCUGUGCUGGCCGCAGGGUCUGCCAGAGCUCGGUGGUGGCAGGCACUGCCAUGUUCUCAUGUCGCUGCCCCCGCGGCUUCCGAGGCCCUGACUGCUCACUGCCAGACCCCUGCCUCAGCAGCCCCUGUGCCCACGGGGCCCGCUGCUCUGUGGGGCCCGACGGCCGCUACAUCUGCUCCUGCCCGCCUGGCUACCAGGGCCGCAGCUGCCGAAGCGAUGUGGAUGAGUGCCGGGUGGGCGGGCCCUGCCGCCACGGUGCCACCUGCCUGAACACGCCUGGCUCCUUCCGCUGCCAGUGCCCAGCUGGCUACACGGGGCCACUGUGUGAGAGCCCCGCAGUGCCGUGUGCCCCCUCACCCUGCCGUAAUGGGGGCACAUGUAGACAGAGCAGCGAUCUCACUCAUGACUGUGCCUGCCUUCCUGGGUUUGAAGGCCAGAACUGUGAAGUGAACAUGGACGACUGUCCAGGGCACCGAUGUCUCAACGGGGGGACAUGUGUGGAUGGUGUCAACACCUACAACUGCCAGUGCCCUCCCGAGUGGACAGGCCAAUUCUGCACGGAGGAUGUGGACGAGUGUCAGCUGCAGCCCAAUGCUUGCCACAACGGGGGCACGUGCUUCAACACGCUGGGUGGCCACAGCUGUGUGUGUGUCAAUGGCUGGACGGGUGAGAGCUGCAGUCAGAAUAUUGAUGACUGCGCCACGGCUGUGUGCUUCCAUGGGGCCACCUGCCAUGACCGUGUGGCCUCCUUCUACUGUGCCUGCCCCAUGGGCAAGACUGGGCUUCUGUGUCACCUGGAUGAUGCCUGCGUCAGCAACCCCUGUCAUGAGGAUGCUAUCUGUGACACUAAUCCUGUGAACGGCCGGGCCAUCUGCACCUGUCCACCUGGGUUCACCGGUGGGGCGUGUGACCAGGAUGUGGAUGAGUGUUCUAUCGGCGCCAACCCCUGUGAACACCUGGGUCGGUGCGUAAACACACAGGGCUCGUUCCUGUGCCAGUGUGGCCGCGGCUACACCGGCCCGCGCUGCGAGACCGAUGUCAACGAGUGCCUAUCCGGGCCCUGUCGGAACCAGGCCACGUGCCUCGACCGCAUAGGCCAGUUCACCUGCAUCUGCAUGGCAGGCUUCACAGGUACUUACUGUGAGGUGGAUCUGGACGAGUGCCAGAGCAGCCCGUGUGUCAAUGGCGGGGUCUGCAAGGACAGAGUGAAUGGCUUCAGCUGUACCUGCCCCUCAGGUUUCAGCGGGGCCAUGUGUCAACUGGACGUGGAUGAGUGCGCGAGCACCCCCUGCCGGAAUGGAGCCAAGUGCGUGGACCAGCCCGACGGCUACGAGUGCCGCUGCGCAGAGGGCUUUGAGGGCACGCUGUGUGAGCGCAACGUGGACGACUGCUCCCCGGACCCGUGCCACCAUGGGCGCUGCGUGGACGGCAUCGCCAGCUUCUCCUGUGCCUGUGCUCCGGGAUACACGGGCGCGCGCUGUGAGAGACAGGUGGACGAGUGCCGCAGCCAGCCCUGUCGCCAUGGGGGCAAAUGUCUGGACCUGGUGGACAAAUACCUUUGCCGCUGCCCGCCUGGCACGACAGGUGUGAAUUGCGAGGUCAACAUCGAUGACUGCGCCAGCAACCCCUGCACCUUUGGGAUUUGCCGGGAUGGCAUCAACCGCUAUGACUGUGUCUGCCAGCCUGGCUUCACAGGGCCCCUUUGCAAUGUGGAGAUCAACGAGUGUGCAUCCAGCCCGUGUGGGGAGGGCGGCUCCUGUGUGGAUGGGGAAAACGGCUUUCACUGCCUCUGCCCGCCUGGCUCUCUGCCCCCACUCUGCCUCCCCCGGAGCCAUCCAUGUGCCCAGGAGCCUUGCAGUCACGGUGUCUGCCAUGAUGCACCUGGAGGCUUCCGCUGUGUGUGUGAGCCUGGCUGGAGUGGCCCCCGGUGCAGCCAGAGCCUCACUCGAGAUGCCUGUGAAUCCCAGCCCUGCCAGGCUGGUGGCACCUGCACCAGUGAUGGAAUAGGCUUCCACUGUACCUGUCCCCCCGGUGUCCAGGGCCAUCAGUGUGAACUGCUGUCCAUCUGCACCCCGAGCUCCUGUGAGCAUGGGGGCCACUGUGAGUCUGCCCCAGGCCUGCCGGCUGUCUGCUCCUGUCCCCUGGGCUGGCAAGGCCCACGAUGCCAGCAGGAUGUGGACGAGUGUGCUAGCGCCUCACCCUGUGGCUCCCAUGGCAUUUGCGCCAACCUGGCCGGGAGUUUCAGCUGUACCUGCCACGCUGGGUACAGUGGCCCCUCCUGUGAUCAGGACAUCGAUGACUGUGACCCCAACCCCUGCCUGAAUGGAGGCUUGUGUCAGGACUCUGUGGGCUCCUUCUCAUGCUCCUGCCUCCCCGGCUUCGCUGGCCCCCGCUGUGCCCGCGACGUGGAUGAGUGCCUGAGCAGCCCGUGCGGCCCUGGCACCUGCACUGACCACGUGGCCUCCUUCACGUGCGCCUGUCCACCAGGUUAUGGAGGCCUCCGCUGUGAGCAGGACUUACCUGACUGCAGCCCCAGCUCUUGCUUUCAUGGCGGGACCUGUGUGGAUGGCGUGAACUCAUUCAGCUGCCUGUGUCGCCCAGGCUACACUGGUGCACACUGCCAACGUGAGGCUGACCCCUGCCUCUCACGGCCCUGCCUGCACGGGGGCGUCUGCGCUGCCGCCCACCCUGGCUUCCGCUGCACCUGCCCCGAGGGCUUCACGGGCACUCAGUGCCAGAUGCCGGUAGACUGGUGCAGCCGGGCACCCUGUCAGAAUGGAGGUCGCUGUGCCCGUACUGGGGCCUCCUUCUACUGCCUUUGCUCCCCUGGGUGGAGCGGCCGCCUCUGUGACAUCCAGAGCCUGCCCUGCAGGGAGGCUGCAGCCCAUACUGGGGUGCGGCCAGAGCGGCUGUGUCAGGCUGGCGGGCAGUGUGUGGACAAGGACAGCUCCCACUAUUGCGUGUGCCCAGAGGGCCGCACAGGCAGCCACUGUGAGCAGGAGCUGGACCCCUGCUUGGCCCAGCCCUGCCAGCAUGGGGGCACCUGCCAAGGCUACAUGGGUGGUUACGUGUGUGAGUGUCCAGCUGGUUAUGCCGGCGACAACUGUGAGGAUGAUGUGGACGAAUGCGCCUCCCAGCCCUGCCAGCACGGAGGCAUCUGCAUUGACCUCGUGGCCCGCUAUCUCUGCUCCUGCCCCCCUGGCACGCUGGGAGUGCUCUGUGAGAUUAAUGAGGAUGACUGUGGUGCAGGCCUGCCCCUGGACCCAGGCCCCCGGUGCCUGCACAAUGGUACCUGUGUGGACCUGGUGGGUGGCUUCCGUUGCACCUGUCCCCCUGGAUACACUGGGCUGCGCUGUGAGGCAGACAUCAAUGAAUGUCACCCGGGUGCCUGCCAUGGGGCACACACCCGGGACUGCCUGCAGGCCCCGGGUGGGAGCUUCCGCUGCCUCUGCAGAGCCGGCUUCACAGGUCCCCGCUGUCAGACUGUCCUGUCUCCCUGUGAGUCCCAGCCAUGCCAGCACGGAGGCCAGUGCAGUCCUGGCCCGGGCCCUGGGGCCAUGCUGACCUUCACAUGCCAAUGCGUCCCGCCCUUCUGGGGCUCGCUUUGCGAGCGGGUGGCGCGCUCCUGCCGGGAGCUGCAGUGUCCGGGGGGCGUCGCGUGCCAGCAGACGGUCCGUGGGCCGCGCUGCGCCUGCCCCCCGGGGUUGUCGGGGCCUUCCUGCCGGGGCUCGCGGGGUGCGCCGCCGCCAGGGGUCGCCACGAACGCCAGCUGCGUGGCCUCUCCCUGCCUCCACGGGGGCACCUGCAGCCCCGCGGCCCUAGCGCCCUUCUUCCGCUGCGUGUGCGCGCCGGGCUGGGCCGGGACGCGCUGCGAGGUGUCGGCCGCGGUGCCUGAGGCCCCAGAGGAGCAGCUGUGCCCGAGCGCCGCCUGCGAGGCCAAGAGCGGGGACAAGCGCUGCGACCGCGAGUGCAACAGCCCAGGCUGCGGCUGGGACGGAGGCGACUGCUCGCUGACCGUGGGCGACCCCUGGCGGCAGUGCGCGGCGCUGCAGUGCUGGCGCCUCUUCAACAACAGCCGCUGUGACCCGGCCUGCAGCUCGCCCGCCUGCCUCUACGACAACUUCGACUGCCGCGCGGGCGGCCGCGAGCGCGCCUGCAACCCAGUGUACGAGAAGUACUGUGCAGACCACUUUGCCGAUGGCCGCUGUGACCAGGGCUGCAACACGGAGGAGUGUGGCUGGGAUGGGCUGGACUGUGCGGGUGAGGUGCCGGCCCUGCUGGCCCGGGGCGUGCUGGUGCUCACUGUGCUGGUGCCCCCUGAGGAGCUGCUGCGCUCCAGUGCCGACUUCCUACAGCGGCUCAGUGGCAUUCUGCGGACCUCGCUGCGCUUCCGUCUGGACGAGCACGGCCAGGCCAUGGUCUUCCCUUACCACCGGCCCGGCCCUGGCUCUGAAUCCCGGAACCGGCGGGAGCUGGCACCAGAGGUGAUUGGCUCCGUGGUGAUGCUGGAGAUCGACAACCGCCUGUGCCUGCAGUCGCCGGAGAAUGGCCACUGCUUCCGCGACGCCCAGAGCGCCGCCGACUACCUGGGGGCGCUGUCGGCCGUGGAGCGCCUGGACUUCCCGUACCCGCUGCGGGCAGCGCGCGGGGAGCCGCUGGAGCCGCCGGAGCCGAGCCUGCCGCUGCUGCCGCUGUUGGCGGCGAGCGCCGUCUUCCUGCUGGUCGUCCUGGUGCUGGGCGUCAUGGUGGCCCGGCGCAAGCGCGAGCACAGCACCCUUUGGUUCCCCGAGGGCUUCUCGCUGCACAAGGACGUGGCCACUGGCCACAAGGGCCGGCGGGAGCCUGUGGGCCAGGACGCGCUGGGCAUGAAGAACAUGGCCAAGGGCGAGAGUCUGAUGGGGGAGGUGGCCACAGACUGGAUGGACACAGAGUGCCCAGAGGCCAAGCGACUGAAGGUAGAGGAGCCCAGCAUUGGGGCUGAGGAUGCUGUGGAUUGCCGCCAGUGGACUCAACACCACUUGGUUGCUGCGGACAUCCGUGUGGCACCAGCCAUGGCGUUGACGCCGCCGCAGGGUGACGUGGAUGCUGAUGGCAUGGAUGUCAACGUGCGUGGCCCAGACGGCUUUACUCCGCUAAUGCUGGCCUCCUUCUGCGGAGGGGCCCUGGAGCCAAUGCCAGCUGAGGAGGAUGAGGUGGAAGACACGUCAGCCAGCAUCAUCUCAGACCUGAUCUGCCAGGGCGCCCAGCUCGGGGCGAGGACUGACCGCACAGGCGAGACAGCGCUGCACCUGGCUGCCCGCUAUGCCCGGGCUGAUGCAGCCAAGCGGCUGCUGGAUGCUGGGGCGGACACUAACGCCCAGGAUCACUCCGGCCGCACCCCCCUGCACACGGCUGUCACCGCUGAUGCCCAGGGUGUCUUCCAGAUUCUCAUCCGGAACCGCUCCACAGACCUGGAUGCCCGCAUGGCGGAUGGCUCAACAGCACUGAUCCUGGCGGCCCGCCUGGCGGUGGAGGGCAUGGUGGAAGAGCUCAUCGCCAGCCAUGCUGAUGUCAAUGCUGUGGAUGAGCUUGGGAAAUCAGCCUUGCAUUGGGCAGCGGCCGUCAACAAUGUGGAGGCCACCUUGGCCUUGCUCAAAAAUGGAGCCAACAAGGACAUGCAGGACAGCAAGGAGGAGACACCCCUGUUCCUGGCCGCCCGGGAGGGCAGCUACGAGGCCGCCAAACUGCUGCUGGACCACUUUGCCAACCGCGAGAUCACGGACCACCUGGACAGGCUGCCGCGGGAUGUGGCCCAGGAGCGGCUGCACCAAGACAUCGUGCACUUGCUGGACCAGCCCAGUGGGCCCCGCAGCCCCCCCGGCCCCCAUGGCCUGGGGCCCAUGCUCUGCCCGCCUGGAGCCUUCCUCCCUGGCCUCAAGGUGGCACAGUCGGGGGGCAAGAAGAGCCGGAGGCCACCAGGGAAGGCGGGUUUGGGGCCGCAGGGUGCCCGGGGACGGGGCAAGAAGCUAACGCUGGCCUGCCCGGGCCCGCUGGCUGAGAGCUCGGUCACGCUGUCCCCUGUGGACUCGCUGGACUCCCCGCGGCCCUUUGGUGGGCCUCCUGCGUCCCCUAGUGGCUUUGCCCUUGAGGGGCCCUACACGGCAGCCACUGCCACCACGGUGUCUCUGGCACAGUUUGGUGGCCCAGGUAGGGCAGGUCUAGGGCGUCAGCCCCCCGGGGGCUGUGUGCUCAGCCUGGGCUUGCUGAAUCCUGUGGCCGUUCCCCUCGACUGGGCCCGGCUCCCCCCACCUGCCCCGCCGGGGCCCUCGUUCCUGCUGCCCUUGGCACCGGGACCCCAGCUGCUGAACGCCGGGACCCCCGUGUCCCCCCAGGAGCGGCCCCCACCGUACCUGGCAGCCCCGGGACAUGCUGAGGAGUACCCGGCAGCCGGGGCUCACGGCAGCCCCCCCAAGGCCCGUUUCCUGCGGGUGCCCAGCGAGCACCCGUACCUGACCCCCUCUCCUGAGCCCCCGGAGCAGUGGGCCAGCCCGUCGCCGCCCUCCCUCUCCGACUGGUCCGACUCCACACCCAGCCCGGCCGCCGCCCCCGGGGCCACGGCCACGGCUGCCGGGGCGCUGCCUGCCCGGCCGCUCCCCCUGGCCAUCCCUGGUCCCCUUGCUCAGGCCCAAACCCAGCUGGGGUCCCAGCCGGAAGUCACCCCCAAGAGGCAGGUGCUGGCUUGAGGGCUCCCUAGUUCUUGGCUUUGGGGGGACUGAGAAGACACCCCGUCCAGACUCCCCACCAGCCCUCUUGCCCCCCGCCCCUGACUCCCUGUGGUGUGUGGCCCAGAGGGGUCACCGGCGUAGGGUUUCAGUCUUCCUUUAUUUAUAGGGGGUGCGGGCUGAUCCCCGCCUCUCGGUCUUGCGGUGAGUCUGGGACCGUCCCCUCCCUCAGUUCUCUAUUCCCUCCUUUUCUUGCCUCCUUUGGCCUCAUGCUCUGACAUGGUGGAUUAUUAUUAUUUUCCGUUUUUUUUUUUUUUUUUUUUUUUUUACAUUUUGUAUAGAAACAAAUUCAUUUAAGCAAACAUUAUUAUUAUUUUUUACAAAAUAUAUAUAUGGAGACACUCCCUCCCUGCCCCUGUGAAUCUCCCGGUGCCCCUGUGGGGCCAAGUCUGUGGGCCCACUCGGCCAAGCUGCAUUCUGUGUACCGAGUACACAGGCAUGACCAGGAUUCUGUGUACUGAGUACACGGCCCUGGUGUGUACCACGUAGGCACCCUCGGGCGCUCUCUCUGGGGCCAGGGGUUGGGCAAGACUUGGGAUCCUUCUCCCCACACCCACUCCCUCACUUCACUGCAUUCCAGAUGGAACUUGUCCUAUAGCUUUGCUGGGGGGAUGGCCCCCCUCGCCCAGAGAGCCCACCCCUAGGCCAGCCUUCCACCCUAGAGCCUGGGCUGCUUCCAUUUGGGAAGGGACUUCGGUGGGAACCAGGGCAGAUGUGUUUAUUUCCCUUUCUCCCCCUGUAAAUACGGGACUGCAGAAAGGCAAGGAGCUGCCUGGGCAGCACCCCCUCCUCCUCCUGUCACCCCCCCUGGCCCAGCCCUAUGGCAGAAUAGAACUAUUUUUAGGCUGUUUUUGUUAUAUGGCUUCUGUGUAGCUACAUUCCCAGGCCUGGCAUUGUACAGCCCCCACUCCUCUCACCACCUAAUAAAGGCAUAGUUAACAUUC